Messenger RNA from Leptonychotes weddellii (Weddell seal), 1152 nucleotides. RefSeq names its product fatty acid desaturase 2-like protein FADS2B. Gene Ontology annotation, biological process: lipid metabolic process. Gene Ontology annotation, molecular function: oxidoreductase activity, acting on paired donors, with oxidation of a pair of donors resulting in the reduction of molecular oxygen to two molecules of water. The record is from RefSeq and is a predicted model, not a curated record. Lineage: Eukaryota; Metazoa; Chordata; Mammalia; Carnivora; Phocidae. Gene Ontology annotation, cellular component: membrane.
AUGAGAGCCACGCACCUGAAGCCUGACAUUGUAAGAUUGUACCUUAAGCCACUGCUCAUCGGAGAGCUUGCCCCGGGAGAGCCCAGCCAGGAAAGAAACAAAAAUUCCCAGUUGGUGGAAGAUUUCCAAGAAUUGCAAAGAACAUUAGAGGCCAUGAACAUGUUCAAGGCCAACUGGGUGUUCCUCUUCCUUCACUUGACCCAGAUCUUGAUUUUGGAGACCUUGGCUUGGCUAAUGGUGUGGCAUUUUGGCAAUGGCUGGCUUGUGACAAUAUUCAUUUCCUUCCUUCUCGUAAUUUCCCAGGGUCAGAGUUCAUUUCUGCAGCAUGACACAGGACACCUUUCCAUGUUUACGAAGUCCAAGUGGAACCACCUGAUGCAGAAAUUUCUGUUGAGUCAUCUCAAGGGCCUAUCAACAAAAUGGUGGAAUUACCAACACUUCCAACAUCAUGUAAAACCAAACAUCUACCCCAAAGACCCAGAUAUUAAUGUGGGCCCACUUUUCCUGGUUGGAGAUUUACAACCUGUCAAGUAUGGCAAGAAGAAAAUCAAAUACAUUGACUAUGAAAAGCAGCACCUGUAUUUCUACAUGGUUGGGAUCCCUCUCCUCAUACCUGUAUAUUUCAACAUGAAAUCCGUGCAACUGAUGUACUUCCAAAGAUAUUGGGAUGACAUUGCCUGGGUCAGCAGCUUUUACAUCCGCUAUUUCAUCACAUUAGGCCCUUUCUAUGGAAUCUUCGGAACCAUGUUGCUCAUAUAUGUGGUCAAGUUUCUUGAAAGUCCCUGGAUGACAUAUGUUACCCAAAUGAGCCAUAUACCAAUGAAAAUGAGCACAGAGGAGAACCGGAACUGGUUCAGCACCCAGGUCUUGGCCACCUGUAAUGUUGAACAGUCCUUUUUCAAUGACUGGUUCACUGAGCACCUGAACUUCCAAAUCGAGCACCAUCUGUUUCCCACAAUGCCACGCCAUAAUUAUCACAAGGUGGCACCCCUGGUGAGGUCACUGUGUGCCAAGCAUGGAUUGCCGUAUGUGAGUAAGCCCAUGUUGGAAGCAUUUGGAGAUAUUGUCCGGGCCUUGAAGAAAUCUGCAGCCCUCUGGAGAGAUGCUUAUUACGAAACAGGAAACAGAUCAUCAGCCUUAACACACACGUAG